Abrus precatorius (Indian licorice) is the source of this 4170-nucleotide messenger RNA. RefSeq names its product clustered mitochondria protein-like. The transcript is spliced from 29 exons. The record is from RefSeq and is a predicted model, not a curated record. Gene Ontology annotation, biological process: organelle organization. Bases 1 to 4170 code for a protein of 1389 amino acids. Gene Ontology annotation, cellular component: cytoplasm. Lineage: Eukaryota; Viridiplantae; Streptophyta; Magnoliopsida; Fabales; Fabaceae. Gene Ontology annotation, molecular function: protein binding.
AUGGCAGGAAAAACAAGCAAGGGCAGGGCUCGAAAAGGUUCUCGUGGUAGUAAUCAUAAUAACGUUAACAAUGGGAGAAGAGGUUCGCGUAAUCAAAAUGAUCGUAAUAAUGAUAAUAAUAAUAAUGGGAAUGAUUCUGAACACGUCCCAACAAAGGAGAGCACAGAAGUGAUCGCAAAUGUAAUGCCAUACACAGAGACCGGAGAAAAACAAGAAGAUCCUCCGUAUUUGUCUUCAUUCAUCAAAACGAUAACAGGGGACAAGCUUGACGUUCAGUUCGGUUCAGGGGACGCUGUGGUGGACAUAAAACAGUUCCUUAUGGAUUCGAAGGACACGUGUUUUGUCACGUCAUAUGAAUUGAUCCUACACACGAAGGAUGGACGCACCCAUCUUCUUGAAGAUCACAAUGUGAUUUCUGAGGUGGCUGAAAUUACUUCGGGUGAUUUUUCCUUUGAAAUGGUUCCAGCAUUGUAUGAUGAUAAGUCCAUAAGGCUUCAUGUUCGACGUACUAAAGAGUUGCUUACCCUUUCUAACAUCCCUGCUUCAUCAUUAUCCUUCUCACUUGCCCUGGAGAAUGAGAAGGAACAAAGUAAAGUUGCGAAUUUUGGAGAUGCCAUGAAAAAUGAGGUUCCUGAGCUGGAUGGACUUGGUUAUUUGGAGGAUGUCUCUGGUUUCUUGGGCAAUUUACUACCAUCCCCAUUGAAGGAUGUAAAGUGUGUAGAGAGCAUAAUGUUUUCGUCAUUCAAUCCUCCCCCAAGCUUUAGAAGGCUUGUUGGAGAUCUGAUUUAUUUGGAUGUGAUAACUCUGGAGGGUAAUGAGUUUUGUAUAACGGGAAGUACAAGGAUGUUUUAUGUUAAUUCGUGCACAGCAAACACUUUUGACCCAAGCCCAAGCAAAGCUACUUUUGAAGCAACAACUCUUGUUGCUCUCUUGCAAAAGAUUAGCCCGAAGUUCAAGAAAGCUUUCCGUGAAAUUUUGGAGCAAAAAGCUGCUGCACAGCCUUCCGAAAAUGCGCAGUCUCCAUUUUUGGCUAAUUCGUGGCUUGGGUUAUACCCAGUUCCUGACCACAGACGUGAUUCAGCCAGGGCUGAGAAUUCCUGGACACUCCUGUAUGGAACUGAACCAAUUGGCAUGCAAAGAGAGUGGAACGAGGAGCUGCAAUCAUGUCGAGAAUUACCCCGCACAACUCAACAUGAGAGGGUUGUGCGGGAUAGGGCACUUCAUAGAGUGACAUCAGAUUUCGUUGAUGCAGCAAUUAGUGGUGCUAUUGGAGUAAUUAACGGCUGCAUUCCUCCAAUAAACCCAACUGACAGAGAAUGUUUUCACAUGUACCUGCACAACAAUAUAUUCUUUAGUGUUGCUAUCGAUACUGACCUUCAGAAGUUGUCAAAGAAAUCUUCAGAUGCUUAUUCAAAAAUGUGCAGCACAGGCGACCUGCACGUUUCUUCUGAAAAAUCUGCUGACUUCCAGUUUCCAAAUGGGGUGAAAAAUGAUUAUUCCAGGUUAGAAGAUUGUACUAAUGGCUUGGAAGACACUGAAGAUCUUCCUUCUGAAGCCCAAGACGUGGCCACAUAUGCUUCUGUAAAUAAUGAUAUGAAUGGCACAAAGGCUUACCAGGAAGCUGAUGUCCCCGGACUUUAUAAUCUUGCUGUGGCUAUAAUUGACUACAGGGGUCACAGAGUGUUAGCCCAGAGUAUCUUACCAGGCAUUCUUCAAGGGGACAAUUCGGACUCUCUCAUCUAUGGCUCUCUUGACAAUGGAAAGAAAAUUCUCUGUGAUGAAGAGUUCCAUUCUAAGGUAUUGGAGGCUGCCAAACAUCUUCAUUUGAAGGAACACUCAGUCCUUGAUAGAUCUGGAAAUGUUUCCAAAUUAGCUGUGGCAGUGGAAUGCAAGGGCAUUGUUGGCAGUGACAAACGGCAUUAUCUUCUGGAUUUAGUGAGGGUAACUCCUCGGGAUGCAAACUAUACUGGCCCAGAUUCUAGAUAUUCUAUCUUAAGAGCAGAAUUAAUUGCUGCCUUUUGCCAGGCCCAAGCAGCAGAUAAAUCAAAAUCCAAGGAGGCAGAUAACAUGGCCAAUGAUUCAGAAAAUGUUGCUAAUGCUGACAAGCCGGAUUUGACAAAGGAGAAGAAGACUGAGGAUGCAAAAGAACUUUCUUCUGCAUCUGCCGAAAGCUCAGACCGUUAUGGUGAAAUAGUUUUUAACCCUAAUGUUUUCACUGCAUUCAAGCUGGCUGAAAGCCCAGAGGAAAUAGCUGCUGAUGAAAACAAUGUGCAAAAAGUUAGUCUAUAUCUUACUGAUGUUGUGAUUCCAAAGUUUAUACAAGAUUUGUACAUGCUUAAAGUUUCACCCAUGGAUGGUCAAACCUUAACAGAAGCACUCCAUGCUCAUGGAAUAAAUGUUCGCUAUAUUGGCAAAGUGGCUGGUGGGAUUAGACAUAUACCUCAUCUGUGGGAUCUUUGUACUAAUGAGAUUGUCGUCAGAUCUUCCAAGCACAUUAUCAAUGAUGUAUUGAGAGACACUGAGGAUCAUGAUCUUGCACCAGCUAUAUCUCGUUUAUUUAACUGCAUAUUUGGAAACUGUCAAGCUCUCAGUGGAAAAGUCGCUAAUGGCACACAGUCCAGAAGUCCAAAAAAGGAACAUUCCAAAUGGCAACCACGAAGGGGAGACAAGAAAUCCUUAAUAAACAGUCAACCUUCGUACAUGAGCCUUGACUCUGAAUCUCUUUGGUCUGACAUUCAAGAAUUUGCAAUGAUCAAAUACAAGUUUGAGCUGCCCGAGGAUGCAAGAUCACGUGUGAAGAAAAUUUCUGUUAUUCGUAAUCUCUGCCUGAAGGUUGGUAUCACCAUUUCAGCUCGUAAAUAUGAUCUUAAUUCUGCAACACCCUUCCAAACAUCCGAUAUCUUGGAUCUGUGGCCAGUUGUCAAGCAUUCAAUUCCAGUGAGUUCAGAAGUCAAGGAACUUGUGGAAGCAGGAAAGCUACAACUUGCUGAGGAUAUGCUCGGUGAAGCCUACACUUUAUUUUCAGAGGCACUCUCAAUUUUACAACAGGUUACCGGUCCAGUGCAUCGGGAGGUUGCUAAUUGCUGUCGGUAUCUUGCCAUGGUUUUGUAUCAUGCUGGAGACAUGGCUGGGGCUAUUACUCAACAACAAAAGGAGUUAAUUAUCAAUGAGCGUAGUCUUGGUCUAGAUCAUCCUGACACUGCUCACAGUUAUUGCAAUAUGGCUCUAUUCUAUCAUGGACUUAACCAAACAGAACUUUCCCUACACUUCAUGUCACGUGCUUUGCUCCUACUAAAUUUGUCAUCUGGCCCUGAUCAUCCUGACAUCCCGGCAACUUUCAUCAAUGUUGCAAUGAUGUAUCAGGAACUAGGAAAGAUGAACAUAGCUCUUCGUUACCUGCAAGAGGCUUUAAAGAAGAAUGAAAGGCUUCUUGGUGAGGAGCACAUCCAAACUGCCCUAAGUUAUCAUGCUCUUGCUAUCGCAUUUAACUGCAUGGGUGCUUUCAAACUCUCUUACCAGCAUGAGAAGAGAACAUUUGAUAUACUUGCCAAACAACUUGGUGAAGAUGAUUCCAAGACACGAGAUGCACAAAAUUGGAUGCAUAAAUUUAAGAUGCGUGAACUACAGAAGAAUGCUCAAAAGCAAAAGGAUCAAGCUCUGAAUGAUGCUUCUACUCAAAAGGCCAUUGAUAUGUUGAAGGCACGCCCUGAGUUGAUACAUGCAUUCCAGGCUGCUACAGUUGCUGGCGGUUCCGGAAGUUCAAGUUCAUCUGCAAACAAUUCCCUCAAUGCUGCAUUAAUUGGUGAGACUCUCCCCAGAGGAAGGGGAAUUGACGAAAGGGCAGCACGUGCCGCUGCUGUAGUCAGGAGGAAGGCUGCAGCACGGGGUCUUUUACGUCCUCAUGGUGGACAACUUCAAGCAAUGCCUCCGCUUACACAACUUCUCAAUAUUAUAAAUUCAGGAAUAACUCCAGAUGCUGUGGAAAAUGGGGAUGCAGAUGUAGCAGUAAAGAAGAAAGACAUUUCAAGUGAUGCAACUGAUGCUAAAAAUGAAACAUCAAAGCCUGUUCAAGAACAAGUUCCACCAGAUCAAGAACAAGCCCCGGUUGGAUUGGGAAAAGGGUUGGCAUCAUUGGAUGCCAAGAAACGAAAAUCAAAAUCAGGGGCUUAA